Molecule: messenger RNA, 703 nt
Organism: Aegilops tauschii subsp. strangulata
Lineage: Eukaryota; Viridiplantae; Streptophyta; Magnoliopsida; Poales; Poaceae
Product: flavonoid 3'-monooxygenase CYP75B4-like
Molecular function (GO): heme binding; iron ion binding; oxidoreductase activity, acting on paired donors, with incorporation or reduction of molecular oxygen
Source: RefSeq, a predicted model, not a curated record
CCUUGGUGGUAGCUCAACAUGGCAAAUUCAUAACCUCAUUCGUCUAAUGCACUCUACAUGCAUGCAGAACUUGUUCGUGGCGGGCACGGACACAACAUUGAUCAUGGUGGAGUGGGCCAUGGCAGAGCUGAUCCGGCACCCGGACACCCUGAAGCAGGCGCAGGAAGAGCUGGACACCAUCGUGGGCCGUGAGAGGCUCAUCUCGGAGUCACACCUGCCGCGCCUCACCUUCCUGAGCGCGGUCAUCAAGGACACUUUCCGGCUGCACCCAUCGACGCCGCUCUUGCUACUGCGGAUGGCCACUGAGGAGUGUGAGACCGCCGGCUACCGCAUUCCCAAGGGGACAGAGCUUCUAGUGAAUGUGUGGGGGAUCGCCCACGAUCCGGCCCUGUGGCCCGACUCGCUGGAGUUCAGGCCUGCCUGGUUCCUCCCCGGAGGGUCGCAUGCUGACGUCGACGUCAAGGGAGGUGACUUCGGGCUGAUACCAUUUGGGGCGGGCCGGAGGAUAUGCGCGGGCCUCAGCAGGGGCAUUAGGAUGGUUGCCGUGACCACCGCCACGUUGGUGCACUCGUUCAACUGGGAGCUGCCAGCAGGCCAGACGCCGGACAUGGAGGGGACAUUUUCUCUGCUGCUGCAGCUGGCCGUGCCAUUGAUGGUCCACCCGGUGCCUAGGCUGCUCCCAUCGGCAUACCAAAUCGCAUAA